Molecule: messenger RNA, 831 nt
Organism: Juglans microcarpa x Juglans regia
Lineage: Eukaryota; Viridiplantae; Streptophyta; Magnoliopsida; Fagales; Juglandaceae
Product: RPM1-interacting protein 4-like
Exons: 4
Coding region: 1-831 (276 amino acids)
Source: RefSeq, a predicted model, not a curated record
AUGGCUCAGCACUCACACGUACCGGAGUUUGGCAACUGGGAAAAUGACAAUAUCCCUUACACCGCCUACUUCGAGAAUGCAAGAAAAGAGAGAGGUGGGGUGAUGAUAAACCCAAAUGAUCCGGAGGAGAAUCCUGAGGCAUUCAUGUACAUGGGAAGUGGGGGCUUGGAAAUGACUGCUCAUGAUUACCGUGCAGUCCAGGCUCCUAAUCAUCUCCGUGUCGACUCCAGCACCAAGUCAGUUUCUCCGGAGGAAAAACAACACAUUGAUAAGGGGCAUACAAGCCAUCGUUCUCAUCGUAGGAUUAACCCUUCUGAUUUACAGAAAAAUGGGAACCCUAGGAUCAUCGAAUUUGAAUCUGGCAGCAGCUAUAGAUCAAGCAAAUCUGAUUAUUCACUCAUACAGCAGCCUAGUCACCGACGGAAGAGGUCUGACAACAAGAAGACUCCGGCAGCUGAUGGGGUUGAUAGCUUCUCCUCGACUGUCCCCGGUCAUGGCAGACAGAGAGUCGGAAGUUAUUCCUCUGUUGAAAUUGUAAAUGAUGUGCAGCAUCGAAGAGGUGCAUCAUCGAUACCCAAGUUUGGGGCUUGGAAUGAAGCAGACCCUAAAUCAGGAGAAGGAUUCACUGUCAUAUUCAACAGAUUAAAAGAGAGAAAACAGACCGAAACCUCACAUUUCCCAGUUGUACAACAACAACAACAACCGAGUUAUCAUUCAAAUACUGAAAGACACGAGCGAUCUUCCCUAGAUCAAAGAUUUUUCUUCAUUAAUGAUCAUCAUCAUCACAAUCUGCAGAUAUGUUGCUGUCUGUUUUCAAGUAGAAGCGAGUGA